UGAUGUGGGAGAAUUUUCUCUGAGUAUCAUUUCUCAAGGCUACUAAAACCUAUACUUAAAUAAAACCUGUAAAACCCUGAAACCCCCCAAAAACAAGAUACCACCAUUUUUCCUGAGCUUCUGAAUUCCGCCGAAAAUGGACUUCGAUGAAUUGGAUGAUCCUUUUCAAGCCCCGUCAAAAACGUCGCGUUUUGCGCCAAAAUCCUCCAAGUUUCAGCCGAAGUCGAAGAAUCCGGCUCCGAAAUCCGAGCCGCCGGUGGUGGUUAAAAAGGAGGAUGAUUCCAUUUCUCUCUCCUCCGCGAAAAUGGAUGUUAAAGAGGAGGAGGAGAGAGAAAAUCCGGAGACGUCGAAUGUUUGUGACGAUGUUAUGGAGGUUGAUGUUGAUGAAGAUAUUGUGGUUGCUGUGUAUGAUGUUUAUUUCACUCCUUGUGAUCCUUCUACUCAGUUGUAUGUCAUACAAUAUCCGUUGAGACAGUCGUGGCGGCCUUACGGGUUGGAUCAACGAUGUACCGAGGUGAGGAUGAAACCGAAGAGUGGAGAGGUGGAAGUGGAUUUGUCGCUCGAUACAGAAUCUGAUAAUUACAAUCCUGCUGCUGCUAAUAAGAUUACGAAAGUGACUUUGUCGUCUCCGUGCAGGGUGCCUCCAGUGGCUCAAUAUGCUGUUGGGCUGUUGUCUGGUAAGAAGCUAUAUGUCAACCCCAUUCACGAUGCUGUGCAGCUACGGCCUUCAAUGGAAUUUUUGGAUUCUGGUGGGUCCAAUAAGAAACUAAAUCCAAAUACUACUAUUAAAGAAGAAGGACCCAAUAAUGAUGCUCUUGCUGGGCCAUCGAGGAAGCAGAACAAGCAAAUGGAUCCAGAAGCAGUGGAGUCAUGGAUUUCCCUGAAGUAUCACAGCUCAGCAACUGAACUCUCAGAAAGAUAUUUGAAGAAGAUGUUGACAGAACAGAAAGAUCCAAUACCGUUUUUGAUGAAUCCGUGUGAGUACCUGGACUCUUUGUGUCCUACAUCAGUAAUUAACAAAACAAAGUCAACAGGACCAACCAAAAGGGCUUUGCUUUCCCUGCCACUGGAGGAACGAAUAAAGACAUCGCUUAUCGAGGGACCUUCUAUUCAACGAUUUAGUGCCAUUAAACAUAUUGCACCCGAUGAUUCUGCUGAAGAUGUUCUUGAUGUCCUUCAAAAACAUGCUCUCUUAAUUCAAGGACUCUGGGUGCCGAAGCCUGGCAUCCGACAUCCACAGGCACAAGGAGCUGAAUGUCUAGCAAGAGAUUAUGCUCUUCUUUUGUUCAGCCAGAGUCCACUCAUCAAAGAUUCAGAAUUAGAUGUUCUGGGAUCUCAGAAAUCUACUGGAAAAACAGUACUUCGAGAAAUAGCAAUUGAGAGACCAUUUUGUAAAGAUUGGAAGUUCAAGGAGCCCACAGAUGUGUCAUUUAUGAAACUUUAUCCAGAUGUUGUUGAGCAACAAAAAAUUUUAUGGCAAGCUCAAGAGCAACGCUUAUCACAACUUUUCUCAAAGCGUAAAUCUGGACCGGGUUCAAAAGGUUCUAUGAGGCCUGGACCAUCUCCGCAUUCGAAUGAAGGUGCCAUAAGAGCUAAUGUAACACGGAGUAAGAGCACAUCGAUGUCAAAAGAAACUAAGGAAGCCCUGCCUAAGCUUUUGACAAAGCUUUUCCAAACUCACAAAGUUUGCAGCUUUCAAACAAUUUGCCAAGGCCUAAGGGACAUGGCUGUUUCUAUGUCUGCCCUCCCAAAGGCAGAUCCCAGAGCUGCUGCUGCUGCUGUGUCUGCAGCCAGGGGCGUUGAUGCCCCUCAGGAAGAGCUUCAGGCUGCUAUAUGUGAAGUCGCAGUUAAUGUCCAUGGUGUCUAUGUAUUGAAGUCGUCUUCAGAGCAUCCAGAAUAUGAUCCAUUAAGAAAUUUAGUAAUUGAACAUUUUCUUGGAAGCGGACCUAAUGGAAAGCUUAAAAAAGGUGAAUUCAUUGAAGCUGCCAAGAUUAGACUUCAAAAGGAGCCAACUAAUAGUGAAUUUCAAAAGGUCAUCGCGGAAUUUUGCAUAUCGAAAGGCGGGGCUUGGGUGCUAAAAAGUGGUGAUGGAGUCCCAAAAUGAUCUUAUUGAAGUUUACUGCUAACUGUGAAGUAUGCGAUACAGCUGUAAAUACAAACUGCUAACCUUUUUUUGUAUUUGUUCUUGAAACACGUCUAAUUAGUAAGGAAUGCAAAGAAUUUUAACUAAAUGUUAUUUUGUUUUUGAAUAAUAAAGAGGUAAAUUGGAUCGAUUUUUAGAGAA
Molecule: messenger RNA, 2284 nt
Organism: Beta vulgaris subsp. vulgaris (sugar beet)
Lineage: Eukaryota; Viridiplantae; Streptophyta; Magnoliopsida; Caryophyllales; Amaranthaceae
Exons: 13
Coding region: 137-2104 (655 amino acids)
Biological process (GO): DNA-templated transcription
Cellular component (GO): nucleus; RNA polymerase III complex
Source: RefSeq, a predicted model, not a curated record